This is a messenger RNA of Nerophis lumbriciformis (worm pipefish), 4956 nucleotides long. It is a transcript of the gene dnajc11b, whose product is annotated as DnaJ (Hsp40) homolog, subfamily C, member 11b. Gene Ontology annotation, biological process: cristae formation. The record is from RefSeq and is a predicted model, not a curated record. NCBI's taxonomy places the organism in Eukaryota, Metazoa, Chordata, Actinopteri, Syngnathiformes, Syngnathidae.
ACCACUUGGGUUCAGAUCCGGGCGGCCAUUCUUCCCAAUCACGCCUCUCCAGGUUUCACUGUCGUUGCCAAUAUGAGCGUUGAAGUCCCCCAGUAGAACGAGGGAAUCACCCGGGGGAGCUUUCUCAAGUACUCCCUCGAGUGAAUACAAAAAGGGUGGGUACUCUGAGCUGCUGUUUGGCGCGUAAGCGCAAACAACAGUCAGGACCCGUCCCCCCACCCGAAGGCGGAGGGAAGCUACCCUCUCGUCCACCGGGUUGAACUCCAACAUGCAGGCUCUGAGCCGGGGGGCAACAAGAAUUGCCACCCCAGCCCGUCGCCUCUCACUGCUGGCAACGCCAGAGUGGAAGAGAGUCCAGCCCCUCUCGAGAGAACUGGUUCCAGAGCCCUUGCUGUGCGUCGAGGCUACUCAGGAGGAGCUGAAAGCAUCGUACAGGAGACUCUGCAUGCUGUACCAUCCUGACAAACACCGCGACCCAGAGCUGAAAAGACAAGCGGAACAGCUCUUCAACCAGGUGCACCAAGCUUUUGAAGUGUUGAGUGACCCUCAUGCUCGAACCAUCUACGAUCUUUUCGGGAAGAAAGGCUUGGAAGUGGAAGGUUGGGAGGUGGUGGAACGAAAAAGAACCCCCGCAGAAAUUCGGGAGGAGUAUGAACGUCUCCAGCGAGAAAGAGAAGAGAGGAGAUUGCAGCAGAGAACAAACCCCAAGGGCACCAUCAGCGUGGGCGUGGAUGCCACAGACCUCUUUGACCGUUACGAUGAGGACUUUGAGGAGAUGCCAGGCGGAGGUUUUCCUCACGUUGAGAUUAAUAAGAUGCACAUCUCCCAAUCCAUAGAGGCUCCUCUGACCAGCUCGGACACGGCAGUGCUGUCUGGCUCUCUCUCCACACAUAACGGCAAUGGUGGGGGCAACAUCAACAUGACUGUGCGCAGGGUUACGUCUGCCAGAGGCUGGGGAGAGGUGGAGUUGGGGGCCGGAGACAUCCUGGGGCCUCUCAUUGGGCUGAAGGUGUUUCGUAAUGUCACUCAGCGAUGUUUCUUGACAGCGCAGUGCGGCCUGCAGUUUUCCCCCCGGGGAGUACGCCCUAGUUGUUCUUUGAUGACAGCACGCCACCUGGACCAGAACACCAUGGGUUAUCUUCAGUGGCGCUGGGGGCCCAACAGUGCCAUGACUACAAGUGUGGUGCGGGACACCAAGAGCAGCCACUUCACUCUGGCUGUGCAGCUGGGCGUCCCUCACUCCUACCUGAUGAUGAGCUACCAGUACAAGUUCCAAGAUGACGACCAGACUAAAGUCAAAGGCUCCGUCAAGACGGGCUGGUUCGGGACAGUUCUGGAAUACGGAGCAGAGAGGAAGAUCAGCCGCCACAGUGUGCUGUCAGCCUCUGUCAGUGUGGGCGUCCCUCAGGGAGUCACCCUGAAGAUCAAGUUGGCACGUGCCAGUCAGACCUACUUGUUCCCGCUGCACCUGACGGACCAGGUGCUGCCCAGUGCCGUCUUCUAUGCUACGGUGGGACCGCUGCUGGUGUACAUGGCCGUCCACAAACUGCUCAUCAUCCCCUACACACAAGCGCAGAAAGAAGAAGAGCUGGAGCUGCAGAGGAAGAGCUCGGCCACAGACAUCGCCAAGAAGAAGCAGGAGGCGGAGUCUGCUGUCCUGCUGAUGCAGGAAUCUGUGAGGAGGAUCAUAGAGGCAGAAGAAUCCAAGAUGGGCCUGAUCAUCCUCAACGCCUGGUACGGCAGGUUUGUGUCCGACAGCGGCCAGAAGAAAGCCAAAGUGGUGGACGUCACCGUGCCCCUGCAGUGCCUGGUCAAGGACUCCAAACUGAUCCUCACCGAGGCGUCUAAGGCGGGCUUGCCGGGCUUCUACGACCCAUGUGUGGGAGAGGAGAAGAGCCUGAAGCUGCUCUACCAGUUCAGAGGAGUCAUGCACCAAGUCAUCGCCACAGACACUGAGCCGCUACGGAUACCCAAACAAUGUGAGGGGAGCAGUGGGCAGCAGCUGUGGCCACGCCCUGGAAUCAUUUUUGGUGAUUUAACCCCCAAUUCCAACCCUUGAUGCUGAGUGCUAAGCAGGGAGCUCACAGGAUUGAAGCGGAGUCAUAGGAACUGGAGCGUGCAAUCAAGGAACAUUUCAACAGACUUUUGGAGCUUCCUGUGUAGGACAGUAUCAGCCUACUCUCCCUCACGGGCCCACUCCCAGACCUUCUGCUGCGAUGUUGUACCUCCUGAAGGAGGACCUGGUGGAUCCUCAUCCUCAUCCUGUUAUAGUUCUGCUGCGAUGUUGUACCUCCUGAAGGAGGACCUGGUGGGAUCUUCAUCCUCAUCCUCAUCCUCAUCUUCUCAUAGUUCCAGCAACCAUGCAAGGAAAGGUGCUGUUUUACCUCAUCUUCUUGUGGACUUCAUCCUAUGUGUGGUCUUCAUAUAAAAUACUUGUCCUUAGUUUUCUGGGGUUUGACUUAACUGCCAUGGAACUGCAAUGUGGAUCCAUGAAAGGGAAGUGACAUCAUCGCCAUUUCCUGCUAUUGUUUUCAGGAACUGCUCAGACCCUUCCAUCCAGAAUGGUUUUCAAAAGGUAAUAAUGGAUCAGAUUUAUGUAACGCUUUGCUCUUCACAGACAACUGCUCAUUCAUUCACACGUUGAUGGUGCAGAGCUACAUUUGCUGCCCUGGGCUAGACUGGGAAUGAACAAUGCAAAUACUUCUUCACAUUUAAGAAUACCAACAUGACUUUAUGGCUGCCACAGUAGGAUCUCAACUUACGUGACAGAGCUCUUUACUCAAAACACUUGUAUCUCAAAUCAACGUCUCCCAUUGGAAUCAAUUUAAUUGGUGCUUAACCCCACCAAAACAGCACAAUUUGACUAUGUAACUUCCUUUUUAAAAAAUGCAUGUAUAGUAUUUAUUGUAUAAAAACAAAACAAUAGGAUGUACUACUAACAACUACAGUAGUUUUAUGAAGUAAUGAAAUACUAUUUUCUCCAGGCUACAGAGUGCACAAAUAUUUAAGCCGCACCCAAAUUUUAGAAGAUAAAAAUAUUUUACAUAUAUUAAAUGCACCAGAUUAUAAACCGCAGAUUUUGUAAAUGUUUAUUUACAUACCUUAAUAGUUUCCAAACGGUGCUUGUCACACGGCAGUAAAACGGAUGAUCAAACAAAACAGAAGUCAUCGUCAUGGACCCACUAGCUCGCCAAUCGGCUAAACACACUCAAUAACUCCACGGUGGCGUUUUGGUGAGUUCACGAAACUGAAACAAUACAACAAGAAUGCCAUUGUAAGUUAAUAAUCCUAACACAGACACUUGUAAACCUGUUAGCUAAUGCUAAUGACGCUCGCUUCAUUACGUUACGAAAGCACGUACAAAUAUGCAUGAAAACACUCCUACAGACAUCACACGUGGGACUGUUAAGUAAGUAAGAAUUGUUUUAGUUAUAUUGUAAAACUGACAAAUGUUGCUUACAGUGACAAAUGAAGAAUCCUUUUCGAGCAGAAACACUAUGGACGAUUUUUAACCGGCAGCACCUGCGGUGAGCGAUCUCGUCCAAAAGAUGGCGCCGUAGCACAAACAACAACACACCUUUUCAGUGUCUCCGCGGGUAUAAUGUGAAAACUAUUUGUUGAACAUUGUGGCCCGUUAGCAAAGAAAAAUCCAUAAAUUAGCCGCAGUGUUUUAUAAGGGUGGGAAAAAAGUAGUCUGAAAAAUGUGAAGUGAAGUGAAGUGAAUUAUAUUUAUAUAGCGCUUUUCUCUAGUGACUCAAAGCGCUUUUACAAAGUGAAACCCAAUAUCUAAGUUACAUUUAAACCAGUGUGGGUGGCACUGGGAGCAGGUGGGUAAAGUGUCUUGCCCAAGGACACAACGGCAAUGACUAGGAUGGCGGAAGCAGGGAUUGAACCUGAAACCCUCUAGUUGCUGGCCCGCCAACCGAGCUAUACCGCACCAAAAUACAGUAACAAUGUUCAGAAUUUAUUUACCAGCUCCUUCUCCGUCAAACACACCUUCUGCAGCCUUUCCAUAUUGUCAUGGAUAAAUGUCCACCGUUUAGAUUUAAACAUUCUUAGCUGGCUCGGUGUAGACUCGCCGUGAUACGCUCAAAUGACUUCGUUGAGUCAGCGACGCGCUCGAUCAUUUAUUUAUUUCUUUAAUGUAAUUCUUCUUCCUUCCCAUGCUUGGAAAAACAAAGUCAUGUCGAUAUUCUCGCUCUAAGUAGUAGUAAGAAGUAACCAUAACGCAACCAGUAAGAAGUAACCAUAAUGCAGCGAGUAAGAAGUAACCAUAACGCAGCGACCACUUCCUGUCAGCCAAUCCACCCAGAUGUGACCACUGCCUGUCAGCCAAUCCACCCAGAUGUGACCACUUCCUGUCAGCCAAUCCACCCAGAUGUGACCACUUCCUGUCUGCUAAUCAACCCAGAUGUGACCACUUCCUGUCAGCCAAUCAACCCAGAUAUGACCACUUCCUGUCAGCCAAUCAACAGAGAUGUGACCACUUCCUGUCUGCUAAUCAACCCAGAUGUGACUACUUCCUAUCAGCCAAUCAAACCAGAUGUGACCACUUCCUGUCAGCCAAUCAACCCAGAUGUGACCACUUCCUGUCAGCCAAUCAACCCAGAUGUGACCACUUCCUGUCUGCUAAUCAACCCAGAUGUGACCACUUCCUGUCAGCUAAUCAACCCAGCACUUCCUGUCAGCUAAUCAACGCAGAUGUGACCACUUCCUGUCAGCCAAUCAACCCAGAUGUGACCACUUCCUGUCAGCUAAAACAUGUUGUCAGUAAAACCCAUCCAUCCAUCCAUUUUCUUCUGUUUAAGAUUGUUUUGUUCCAAAGGUGAGUGAGUACACAGCAGAAAAGUAAAUAUACUUUCUGAAAGUGUUAAAAACCAAACAUUUACUUUGUCAUUUGUCUUUCUGUAUUUCAUUCCAUGUCGGUACCCAGUAAAUAGUUCUUUUAUAACUGCA